GUUUUGAAGCCAAAUGCGGUAUAGCUAUUAUACAUUAUAAAUUAAUUAUACAUUAUAAAUAAUUAUUAUUAUAUUAUUAUAAAUUGACAAACAGUUAAGUUUCCCAUUAAAAGAAGCAACUGCAAUUCUGAUACUUUAUUCAAAAGAAAAUAUAACGUUUUACUAAGUCGUUGUACAUCCGUUGGGAAGGAAAACGUGAAAUAAACAUGUCUCAUGGUUACGAUGCACAUGACGAUGGCCCCGGUUUUGUCGGCAUUCGUUUCUGUCAGGAAUGCAAUAAUAUGUUGUAUCCGAAAGAAGACAAAGAGAAUAAAAUACUAUUGUAUGCGUGCCGAAAUUGUGACUAUAAACAAGAAGCUGACUCAAAUUGUAUUUAUGUGAACAAAAUUAUGCACGAAAUCGAUGAAUUAACACACAUUGUGCCAGACGUUAUAUCAGAUCCAACGUUGCCCCGUACAGAAGAUCAUGCCUGUCCAAAAUGUGGCCAUAGAGAGGCUGUCUUUUUCCAAGCACAAACACGACGAGCCGAAGAAGAAAUGAGAUUGUACUAUGUGUGCACAAAUCCAAACUGUACACAUCGAUGGACUGAAUAGAUUAAUAUAGGGGAACAAUAUACGAAUAUUUACGUACAUUUUCACAAUGAAAUAUUAAUAUUGUUCAAUAAAAAUCAAGACACACCUUUAAAAUAGAUUGAAAUAAAUAACGUUUGAUAAUCAACA
Messenger RNA from Contarinia nasturtii (swede midge), 719 nucleotides. It is a transcript of the gene RpII15, whose product is annotated as DNA-directed RNA polymerase II subunit RPB9. The transcript has 3 exons. Bases 207 to 593 code for a protein of 128 amino acids. Gene Ontology annotation, cellular component: RNA polymerase II, core complex. Lineage: Eukaryota; Metazoa; Arthropoda; Insecta; Diptera; Cecidomyiidae. Gene Ontology annotation, molecular function: nucleic acid binding; zinc ion binding; DNA-directed RNA polymerase activity. Gene Ontology annotation, biological process: transcription-coupled nucleotide-excision repair; transcription initiation at RNA polymerase II promoter; maintenance of transcriptional fidelity during transcription elongation by RNA polymerase II. The record is from RefSeq and is a predicted model, not a curated record.